AUGGAGAAUUCGGUGACCUCUAGGAAUAAGGCUCUCUCUUCUUCUAAUAAUGAAAAAACAACAGAGGAUUCUCCUGAAGAGAGCAGCUGGACUUUCUAUUUGCAGGACUUCCAAUGUGAUCAUCAUGACCAUGAUAACACUGGUUCUGUCUCUUAUAAUAGCUGUGAAAGUUGCCCAUCUCUUGUUUCUGAUGCAUUUUCUUCAGCAGCCAGAAAAGCUCCUGAUGACAUUGAGGCUGCAGUCUUUGCUUCAGCCAGAAGUAAUUGCAAGAACUUAAGUUUCAAGAGGCGCAAAGCUAAAGCAAGUGCAGUACUCAAUGAUCAUGACUUGGAAGAUACUGCUAGUUCGCCCGUCAAUAGUCCUAAG
Molecule: messenger RNA, 366 nt
Organism: Coffea eugenioides
Lineage: Eukaryota; Viridiplantae; Streptophyta; Magnoliopsida; Gentianales; Rubiaceae
Product: vascular-related unknown protein 1-like
Exons: 1
Biological process (GO): xylem development
Source: RefSeq, a predicted model, not a curated record